CUGUUUCAGGUAUUGUUGACCUUGCGAGAUGCCAUUGGUAGGGUCGACGAUGAAACGCAGCAACUUCUACGAGAUGCUGUUAAAGUCUUAUCUUCAUCUGAAUUGUAUGCACCCACAAUUACGCGCUUCGGGAACAAUGAUAGAAUAGCAACAGGCUACUACGAUGGAUUGAUACGAUUGCAUCACUUACCUCGAAGUCGCAAGCGAUCAGUCGUGGAUGCCUUCAAAGAUAAACGAACUACUGCUUCUGAGCACAGACGUGUUUCUGCUGAUGUUAUAUUUGAACGCUGGAAGGUUAACGAAGCACUAAAAUGUUCAAUGGAAUUAAUUUCCCGAUGGUUGUCAACGAUAGAAGCUCAUUAUCAUGCAACAAAUCCUUAUCAUAAUGCUACUCAUGCAGCUGACGUAUUACAGGCAACCUCUUAUUUUCUCGAAUCACCAAGCGUGGCACAUUACGUACAAGAAAUGCAUGCCACUGCAGCGUUGAUCGCCGCUGCUGUUCAUGAUUUGGAUCAUCCUGGACGUGGUAAUGCGUUUUUAAUCAAUACACAACAACCAUUGGCAUUGUUAUACAACGAUCAAUCUGUCUUAGAGAAUCAUCACGUAGCGUUGGCAUUUCAGCUUACUUUGCAAAGUACAAAUAACAUCAAUAUAUUCGCUGGAAUAACACGAGAAGAAUUUGCGGCUUUACGUCAGGCAACUGUUGAGAUGGUUCUAGCCACAGAUAUGAGUCGACAUUUUGAAUACUUGGCAAAGUUCCAGCAAGCUGUCUCAAAUUUGAAAGAAAAUGAAGAAAAUGAGAGUAACAUAUCCCUGAUUGUUUGUCGUAUGUUAAUUAAAUGCGCGGAUAUUGGAAAUCCGACCAGGAGCUGGGCUCUGUGCGAAAAGUGGGCGAUGCGAAUCGUAGAGGAAUAUUUUGAUCAGACAACAGAGGAACGUGAAAAAGGUUUACCAUUAACUAUGGCACUUUUUGAUCGAAACGUGUGCAAUGUACCUUUGACGCAGUGUGGUUUCAUUGACAUGUUUGCACGUGAAACAUUUACAAGUUGGAGCGAAUUCGCUGACAUCCCAAUUUUACUCACUCAGUUGGAAAAAAAUUAUGAAAAAUGGCGCGAGCAAACAUCCACUUGGGAUCCAUCAAGGAAUACUCACUUACGUGAGGAGCGAUGUCAUAGCUAA
Molecule: messenger RNA, 1179 nt
Organism: Thelazia callipaeda (thelaziosis nematode)
Lineage: Eukaryota; Metazoa; Nematoda; Chromadorea; Rhabditida; Thelaziidae
Source: the annotation of a GenBank genome assembly